Messenger RNA from Saprolegnia diclina VS20, 171 nucleotides. RefSeq lists its product as hypothetical. The record is from RefSeq and is a predicted model, not a curated record. The transcript has a single exon. The annotation marks the transcript as partial. NCBI's taxonomy places the organism in Eukaryota, Oomycota, Saprolegniomycetes, Saprolegniales, Saprolegniaceae.
AUGCCGGCCGAAAUCCUCAAGGCCGUUGUCGACCUCGUCGCCAUGCCGCUCGCCCAACUGCUCGACGAAGGUCUAACUACAGGACGGCCUAUCCAGCUCGGCGAAUGGACGCUGAUCUGCCUGCCCAAGCCCAACAAGCCGCAAGGCGUGUGCUCGAGCCUCCGCCCGAUC